Messenger RNA from Elaeis guineensis (African oil palm), 1142 nucleotides. Lineage: Eukaryota; Viridiplantae; Streptophyta; Magnoliopsida; Arecales; Arecaceae. The record is from RefSeq and is a predicted model, not a curated record.
CUUAUUCCAUAAAUACAUCACACUCAACUGGUCCAAUUGAUACUUUAUCUUUUUCCUUACGAUCUCCAUAUAGCUUCCAACCUAAUUGGUCAGGAGCACCAGCUCAUCCUACAAUGGCUGAUACUGUCAGGAUGAGUGGAUGCCAAGGAAAGGAUUCCAGCACACCUAUAGUGGCAACUGCUCCAGCUGAUUCCAUAAAUACAUCACGUUCAACUGGUCCAGUUGGUAACUUUUCUUUUUUGUCACAACCGCCAUUCUGGUUCCAACAAAGUUGGUCAAGAGCACCAGGUCGUCCUACAAUGGCUGAUAUUGUCAGGAUGGGUAGAUGCCAACAAAAGGCUUCCAGCACAACUAUUGUGGCAACUGCUGGAUGUCAAUCCAAAUCAUGUGAUGUAGUUGGGUUGAACGUAUCGCACAGCAAUUCCAUGCUCAACCAAAACACAGUCCUGCCUGUAGAACUGAAUUGGCAAUCACAUUCUUCUCAUGAUCAUGUUUCAAAUGUUAUAGAGAUCAAUCGUAACCCUGGAGGUUCUGGUAUUCAUCCAACUUCUCAUGAGGAAUUGUCCUUAGCCGAUCAACCAUCUGUCAGUAGUGACCAAAUUGUCUCAGAAAUAUUUGAUGCUUCUGCAAACUAUGGUGAUGAACCUGCACCAUCUAGUUUGCAUGCUGAUGGGGUUGAUUUAUCUUUCUUGGAUGAUCAUCAAGUAUCAGAUGGAAUCAUCAGAUGCCAAAAUCUGCUAACCAAGGCAAUUAAAUCUGCUUCUGUGUCUGACAGACAAGUGGACAAUUCUGGAUAUGGUUUUCCACAUGUGUAUGGGCACCAUGAAGGAGCACCAACUCGUCCUACAAUGGCUGAUACUGUCAGGAUGGUUGGGCACCAAGGAAAGGCUUCCAGCACACAUAUUGUGCAAACUGCUUCAAUUGAUUCCAUGAAUACAUCGCAGGCAACUGGUCCAGUUGAUAACUUUUCUUUUUCCUCACGACCGCCAUUCAGCUUCCAACAUAAUUGGUCAGGAGCACCAGCUCGUCCUACAAUGGCUGAUAUUGUCAGGAUGGGUAGAUGCAAACGAGAGGCUUCCAGCACAACUAUUGUGGCAACUGAUGGAUUUCAAUCCAAAUCAUGUGAUGCAGAUCGAUCGUGA